UAUCUAACAUGAAGAAUUAUUUCUGGAUCAUCUUCCUAUUUUGCAAUCAGUCCACGGCGGAGCCGACCCUCGUACCUUGUUGUACGAACCCUUCGCAUAGGGUUCCACCGUCGGGCAUGAAGCUCAACUACCAUCCUAUCAUCGGAAUCAUAAGCCACCCUGGCGAUGGGGCUUCUGGGCGUCUGAACAACUCCACAAAAGCAUCUUAUAUCGCCGCCUCUUAUGUAAAAUUCGUUGAAUCCGGUGGAGCUAGGGUCAUUCCUCUUAUUUACAACGAACCGCCCGAGAUUCUCAACAAAAAGCUCAAUUUGGUUAAUGGAGUGCUGUUUCCAGGUGGUUCGAUUAAAAGGGGUCACUUCUUUGAGGUCGUCGAGUCGAUCUUCAAGAAUGUUGUAAAAAAGAAUGAUGGUGGAGAUCAUUUCCCUUUGCUUGCCGUCUGCUUAGGUUUCGAGCUAUUAGCCAUGAUUGUUUCCAAGGACAAAAACAUCCUGGAGGAAUUUUCUGCCAUAGAUUAUCCUUCUACGUUGAUGUUCCCGAGGAACAUAAAUCUAAACGGUACUGCUUUUGAAAGGUUUCCGCCAUAUUUGCUGCAGAAGAUGGCUAAAGAGAACAUUGUAAUGGAACAUCAUCAAUAUGGGAUAUCGCCAGAAAAGUUUCAUAAGAACAAGAAUCUAUCUAAUUUCUUCAAGAUCGUCACGACUAGUACAUGCAAGAACCGUAAGAUUUAUGUUUCGACCGUUCAGGCCCGAAAAUACCCAGUGACUGGUUUCCAGUGGCAUCCAGAGAAAAAUGCUUAUGAAUGGGGCUUACCUGGUAUUCCUCACUCCGAAUCAGCGAUUCAAGUGACGCAAAAUGCUGCCAACUUUUUCGUCAGGGAAUCUCGAAAAUCUUCGAACAGGCCGUCUAACGGAGAAGUGCUCGAUAAACUCAUAUAUAAUUAUAAACCCACUUAUUGUGGAAAGGCUGGGAGGGGAUUCGAAUCAUUUGAUCAGGUUUACAUUUUCAGCUAAUCAUGUGUAUAAAUUGAUAAGUUUUCACUGCACUUUGAAGUAGUGUGUAUAUAAUAAGAUAGAUACAGAUGUUUGACAGGGAAGAUGUGAUUGUAAAUGAUAUGUUGUAAUUGGAUCUGAAUUAUCAAUAUUGAAAAUGUUUCAUUUUUUCUA
This is a messenger RNA of Erythranthe guttata (spotted monkey flower), 1163 nucleotides long. RefSeq names its product gamma-glutamyl hydrolase 2. The record is from RefSeq and is a predicted model, not a curated record. Gene Ontology annotation, cellular component: vacuole. Gene Ontology annotation, biological process: tetrahydrofolylpolyglutamate metabolic process. Gene Ontology annotation, molecular function: gamma-glutamyl-peptidase activity. Lineage: Eukaryota; Viridiplantae; Streptophyta; Magnoliopsida; Lamiales; Phrymaceae.